Molecule: messenger RNA, 861 nt
Organism: Neofelis nebulosa (Clouded leopard)
Lineage: Eukaryota; Metazoa; Chordata; Mammalia; Carnivora; Felidae
Product: skin secretory protein xP2-like
Exons: 2
Coding region: 1-861 (286 amino acids)
Source: RefSeq, a predicted model, not a curated record
AUGGCUUCUGCUUCUGCCUCUGACACUCUCCCCCCGCGCCGGGGCCGGCUCAAAGGCGGAGAAAGGCGCCACGCUACCCAUCCCCGCCCUCCUCGCCCCCACGCCGCGAUUCAGGACAAGUCCGGAGUCCCCGCCCCUGGCGGGGUCGGACUCGGGGGCUCUGAGGGCGGCCCGGCCAGGCCCACCUCUAUCCCUUCCUCUUUCGUUUCCCACGCGGCGUUCGAGGAAGGGGCCGGGCGGCCUGGCAUCCCCGCGCCAGUCUCCACCGAGGGGGACGCCGGGAGGGGCGGUGACUCCAAGCGCGCCCCCAGUCGCCCCACGCACCGGUCGGCCUGGGGGCUGAGCCCCUGCCCCUACCCUCGCACGUGGGCAGCGCUGAGUCUGCGCCGCGGCCCCUCCCCAGCGGCUGUCAAUCCCCGGGAGUCGCCACGGCCCCCGCCGCCCGCGCGGACCGCCCAGCGCCCACCUCCGCCGAGGGUGGACGGAUGCGCUCCCCGCCACGGGGAACUCGAGUCCGACGCCUCUCCACCCCAAGCAGUCAAACACACACCUCGGCUGGGACGCGGCGCUCCGAGAGGCUUCCAGCCCGGAUCCCGCUGGGCGGCGCCGCCUCCGCCCGCCCCCACUCCGAGCCCCAGCCGGCCGCGCGGGACUCGCGCCUUACGUAAGCCAGGGAGACCGGCUCCGCGCGAGCUGUCGGCCGGCGCCCCCUCCCCUUCCCGCCGCUCGGCUCCCACCCCGCCCUCCCAGCCCACGUGCUCCCCACCACCCUGCGGGGGGCGGCAGGACUCAGACCCACCUCUUGCACUCGCCCGGGGACCCCGUUUACUGUCAAGGGGAAGGAAAAAUACAACUUGUUGA